Molecule: messenger RNA, 639 nt
Organism: Zootermopsis nevadensis
Lineage: Eukaryota; Metazoa; Arthropoda; Insecta; Blattodea; Termopsidae
Gene: Rpp25
Product: ribonuclease P protein subunit Rpp25
Biological process (GO): tRNA 5'-leader removal
Cellular component (GO): ribonuclease MRP complex
Molecular function (GO): RNA binding
Source: RefSeq, a predicted model, not a curated record
GAAGUCCUCCAGCACAGCUCCGCUUCUCAGAUAAGGUUCACAGCUUUGAUCGUCCACACUCGCACAUACCAAGUGGAACGAGGGGGAAGUAACCACAGACAAUAUCGCGCGACGUGUUGGGGGUUGCGUGCUUCCUACCGCAUGGGACGUGGUAUGGGUUACUGGACACCGGACUUUAUCUAUGAUUAUUACCAAGUGGAAAAUUAUUCUAAGGGCAAGAAUGUGGAGGAGCCACUGGACCGAGACAGCAUCCCCAUCCCAGAUCUUCCAACUGACUUCAUUUGGAUGCAGACAGGUCUUCUCUGUGUGCCUACAAUAGCUGUGAUAUUGGAUUUUAAGGUGAGUGGUGGGAGCAAGAUGCGAAACCUGCUUGGUUAUGCAAUGAAAGCAUUCAAAGAAGAUAGAGCAAUUGUAUGGAGUGGAUCAGGUGCUGCAAUGGGUAAAGCCAUCAGCUGUGUGGAGAUCAUGAAACGGCGAUACAAACAAACACACCAGUUAACCAAGAUAUGUUACCGCAAGGUUGAAGAAUUUUGGGAGCCACAGUUGGAAGAACUUGAUCCAUUGGUAGUAGUGAGAGAGGUGCCUACAAUUCAUAUACUACUGUCAAAAGAUCCACUCAAUUCUUCUUCUGAAAAGUGA